AUGCCAAUCUGCAUCUCAUGCCGCACCCCGGUGCGCACACUCUACACGACCUACUCCAAAGCCGACGACCGCGCCCUCGGCAAAGGCGUCCGCCUAACCCAAUGCCCCGUAUGCAAGAAAUUCGCGGACAAAUACGUCGAGCACGAUUUCGUAGUCCUGUUCAUCGACCUCGUGUUGAUCAAAGCGGAGGUGUAUCGACACUUGCUGUUUAAUCGGUUGGGGAAACAUGAGGGACGGUUGGGGUUUGAUCGAUCAAUCCUCCGCCUCGGCAUCCUCCUCCUCCUCUUCGACGUCUACCUAACCUGGGCGCGCAUCGAAAAACUACCCCUCCCACCUACAUCGCCCUACCACCCAACACCCUACUCCCCCUCCUCACCCGCUCUAAACACAACAUCCACAAGCCCCCUCGUCGCACCCCACGACGGCAUCACAAACGCCGUAGUCCUCCAAGCCCACCCACUAGGCCUGCAAUACCUAUUCUUCCUCUGCCUCGUCACCCUCUGCACACUAGCCUUCCACCUCCCCAUCCGCCUCCUCUGCGCCUUUGACGCCACGCGCCUCCCUAGCUCGACACUCCGUCGCUUGUGGCGGAGAUGCAUACCUAGUUUCGACUCCCCUACACCACUAUCGACUGCACUGCUGGUGAGCAGUUGCACGAAACUGUUUCCUAUCCUGCUUAUUAUCUGGGACUACGAUUUACCCAGCUCGGCUACGGCGGUGAGUUGGGCGGUUAUUGUGAAUAAUAUUGCGGCGCUGGAGAUACUCAUGGAUUGUGGGUAUGUGAGGGCGGGUGUGUUGGUGGGGAUAGGGGCGGGGCUGAGGACGGCGGUUGGAUGGGGGAUUUUGAGGGCGGCGGGGUUGGGGACGGGGUGGGAGGGGUAUUGGAGGGAGUGGACUGUUUUGGGGGGUGUUUGGGGGUGGGUUGGUGGGUUGGUUAGUGCUUCGUAA
Alternaria ventricosa is the source of this 948-nucleotide messenger RNA. RefSeq lists its product as uncharacterized. Gene Ontology annotation, biological process: regulation of plasma membrane sterol distribution; intracellular sterol transport; sterol metabolic process. The record is from RefSeq and is a predicted model, not a curated record. NCBI's taxonomy places the organism in Eukaryota, Fungi, Ascomycota, Dothideomycetes, Pleosporales, Pleosporaceae. The coding region runs from base 1 to 948 and encodes 315 amino acids. Gene Ontology annotation, cellular component: cortical endoplasmic reticulum; Golgi apparatus. The transcript is spliced from 2 exons.